Molecule: messenger RNA, 1533 nt
Organism: Trichoderma citrinoviride
Lineage: Eukaryota; Fungi; Ascomycota; Sordariomycetes; Hypocreales; Hypocreaceae
Product: Metallo-dependent hydrolase
Exons: 1
Coding region: 1-1533 (510 amino acids)
Cellular component (GO): cytosol
Molecular function (GO): deaminase activity
Source: RefSeq, a predicted model, not a curated record
AUGCGUCACUCCCCUCUCCUCUUGGGAGCCCUGGGCCUCUCAGAUGUCUUCGUCAGCGCAGCCUCGACGCUUCUCUCCGGCGGCACCAUCAUUGCUUGGGACGACGAGGCGAAUUAUCUUGAGGUCAUACGAGAUGGUUCCCUCUUAAUCACCAAUGAUCGGAUUGUCUCUGUCAACAAGGACCCCCGACCGUCCCAGCUGCCCAAUGGAACCGAAGUCGUCGAUGUCUCUGGCCAGAUCGUGACCCCUGGAUUCAUCGACACCCAUCGCCAUGGAUGGCAGACGGUCUACAAGACUAUCGCCUCGAACACGUCACUAGCCGAGUACUUCAAUCGCUAUGGCGAGUUUUUCGCAGCUGACAAGUUCACGGCCGAGGACGUCUACAUCAGCCAGCUUGCCGGUCUUUACGAGGCCAUGAAUGGCGGAGUGACGACUCUUCUCGACCACGCUUCACACACCUGGUCUAAUGACACCUCUUACGCAGGCUUGAACGCCUCCGUUGACAGUGGAGCCAGGGUCUUUUGGUCGUUUGCCUUCCACAACAUCACAUCUCUGAACUACACGAUUUCCGAGCAAUUUCCCCUAUUUCGAGAAAUGGCCGGGAACAAAGAGAAGCUUUUGCGAGAUUCCCCCACUGAGCUGGGUAUCGCCUAUGACUCCUGGGGGCCAAACACAGACGCUGGUGAGGCUCAGGCGAUUGCAGAUCUCGUCAAGGAGUAUAAUGUUUCCGUCAUGACGACGCACGCUCUGGCCGGCCCUUGGGGCAUCAGCAAUCUUCCUACCGACGUCCAGCCGUACGGAAUCCUCAACGGAACCACCCCCAUUGUCUUCUCUCACGCCAGCUUCAUCAGCGCCGAUGACGUUUCGCUCCUCCGCUCUACUAACCAGUACGUCUCCAUCACAGCCGAAUCGGAGAUGCAGUACGGACACGGUCACCCUCACUCCUACGAUUAUCAGGACCAGACUGCUCUCGGCAUCGACACUCACUUCACUUACUCGGCCGACAUCCUCACCCAGGCUCGCUUGUGGCUGCAGUCCGUCAGACUCCACUACUACGAGCAGGUCUUGGACAACUGGAAGGUCCCGACCUACUCUCCCAUGACUGUCAACCAGGCAUUCAUUCUGGCCACUCGAUCUGGAGGCCUGGCUCUGCGCCGCAACGAUCUCGGUGUUAUCAAGGCCGGCGCUAAAGCCGAUGUCGUCGUUUGGGAUGCCGAGAACUCCCCCUCUAUGCUCGGAUGGCAGGACCCCGUUGCCGCUGUCAUCAUGCACGCCAGCGUCGGUGAUGUGCUGCACGUCUUGGUCGACGGAAAGUUCGUCAAGAAAGAUGGCAAGCUUGUCAGUGACGAGUACCCCAGCAUCCGCAAGAACUUCUUGAAGGCGGCCAAGAGGAUUCAGGAUAUCUGGAGGUCGCUCCCUUAUCCCACUUACGACGCUCCUUAUCCCAGUAGUGGCUACAGCUACGGAACACCCGAAACAGUUGAUGUACAGAGAGGAAAUGACACCGGAUAUGGCACGUUGUUCUUGAUCUAA